UUUAUAUACGUUACGAUGCGGAGAUUCGUAGUGGAAAGGUCUAAAAACUUGAUCGCUUCUCUCAGUCGACGCUCGUUUGCUUUUGAGCAGCGGUUCUCUUCAUAUUCUGAUUCCUCCUCCUCCUCUUCCUCCUCCUCCGUCAUGUCGUCGACUCAAUCCACUUCUCCGGUUACUCUUGAAAGUAUCAAUCCGAAGGUUCUAAAAUGUGAGUAUGCAGUCCGUGGAGCGAUUGUUACUCAUGCCCAGCAUUUGCAACAAGAAUUACAAACAAAGCCAGGUUCUCAUCCGUUUGAUGAGAUACUUUACUGCAACAUUGGGAACCCACAAUCUCUUGGUCAGCAGCCAAUUACCUUUUUCCGUGAGGUUCUUGCACUAUGUGAUCACCCAAACAUUUUGGACAGAAGUGAAACACAGGGCUUGUUCAGUGCGGAUGCCAUAGAGCGAGCUUGGAAGAUUCUAGACCAAAUUCCAGGAAGAGCAACAGGCGCAUAUAGCCACAGUCAGGGUAUCAAGGGCUUACGUGAUUCAAUUGCAGCUGGAAUUGCGGCUCGUGAUGGUUUUCCUGCUGAUCCAAAUGAUAUUUUCUUAACUGAUGGUGCAAGUCCUGGGGUAACUUUCAGAAUUUCUCCCUUCUUGUUUCCUACUAGUCCGAUCAUAGAUAGGUUGGAGGGAACUUCAAUUGAUAAUUUCUUGUUUUCUUCUCAGGUACAUACGAUGAUGCAGUUGCUGAUAAGGUCGGAGAAAGAUGGCAUUCUUUGCCCCAUCCCUCAGUACCCUCUGUACUCUGCUUCAAUUGCCCUUCAUGGUGGCACUCUUGUGCCAUACUAUCUUGAUGAAGCAACAGGUUGGGGUCUGGAGAUAUCAGAGCUUAAGCAACAAUUAGAAGAUGCCAAGUCCAAGGGUAUUACUGUUAGGUCAUUAGUGGUGAUAAAUCCAGGCAACCCAACUGGGCAGGUUCUUGCCGAGGACAAUCAGCGGGAAAUUGUGGAAUUCUGCAAGAAAGAAGGUCUUGUUCUCCUUGCAGAUGAGGUAUACCAAGAAAUUGUUUAUGUUGCAGACAAGAACUUUCACUCAUUCAAGAAGAUUUCUAGGUCAAUGGGGUACGGUGAGGAGGAUGUCUCUUUAGUAUCAUUCCAUUCAAUUUCUAAAGGAUAUUAUGGGGAGUGUGGUAAAAGAGGAGGUUACAUGGAGGUUACUGGUUUUCGAGCUGAUGUAAGGGAACAGAUUUACAAAUUGGCAUCUGUAAACCUCUGUUCAAACAUCUCUGGUCAGAUUCUUGCAAGCCUUGUCAUGAACCCUCCAAAGGUUGGAGACGAGUCAUUUGAAUCUUUUGCUGCUGAGAAAGAUGGAAUUCUCGCAUCAUUAGCAAGACGUGCAAAGACUCUAGAAGAUGCUUUCAACAGCUUAGAAGGUGUUACGUGCAACAAAACCGAGGGUGCAAUGUAUCUAUUUCCCCGUCUGCAUUUGCCUCGAAAAGCAAUAGAAGCUGCUAAAGCAGCAAAAACAGCUCCCGAUGCAUUCUAUGUUCGCCGUCUCCUUGAUGCUACUGGAAUUGUUCUUGUUCCUGGAUCUGGCUUUGGGCAGGUUCCUGGUACAUGGCACUUUAGGUGCACAGUUCUGCCACCGGAAGAUAAGAUUCCAGCAGUUGUUUCCCGUUUGACAGCCUUCCACCAAGGGUUCAUGGCAGAGUUCCGUGACUGAGUUGACUCCUCUGUGCCUAUUAUCUAGUCUUCCGAA
Telopea speciosissima is the source of this 1737-nucleotide messenger RNA. Its product is annotated as alanine aminotransferase 2-like. The transcript is spliced from 14 exons. The record is from RefSeq and is a predicted model, not a curated record. Gene Ontology annotation, biological process: biosynthetic process. NCBI's taxonomy places the organism in Eukaryota, Viridiplantae, Streptophyta, Magnoliopsida, Proteales, Proteaceae. The coding region runs from base 16 to 1701 and encodes 561 amino acids. Gene Ontology annotation, molecular function: L-alanine:2-oxoglutarate transaminase activity; pyridoxal phosphate binding.